UGUAAUAUCGUGGAAACCCCUUUUCAUACGUUUUUCAAGUUCCCAUUGGCGCGCGUUUUAAAAAACGAUACCAUCAGCGCCAUCCAGCGAUAAAUGGCGAAAUUACCAACACAAGAAAUUUUCUUCAAAAAAUAAAUAAUUCUUGAAAUUAAAUCCUGCGAUAUUCUUUGAUUAUAAUGAAGUACAAAUAAUUGCCUCACAAUGUAUAUUAUAUAAACUGCUUAACAAUAAAUUAACAGUUGUAAUAUUUAUCAACGCUGAUAAGCCUUGAUUGCCUGUACAUUUUAAAGCGAAUUAAUGAUAUUAGCUCGAUAUGAUUAUUUUAGAUUAUCUUUGUUUCUUUUGUUGAAAAAAAUCUGUUAUCAUUAGCUGUAGGUAGAUAAGCAUAUUACCUUUGAUCAUAUAACGUGGCUGGUGUACCUGCGUGGCAAACAAUUUGAUCAAUCUCGGGGUUCGAUUCGACGACGUGAAAAUGGCGGAAGGUUCAGAAUUAGUAUUUUUUGAUUUAAGACUAGUCCAUGAUCACUUUGACCGAGCCCUUCUGCAGGAUGAUGAUGUUGAUCUCAAAGCCUAUCUGGAUGCCUAUAAUGAGCUGUAUAAAUUCUUUCAGUUGAUGGGCAGUGUGUUUGGCUUUGUGUCCUCCGAUCUGAAGCAGAAAAUUGAGAUUCUGAUUGAGCUAGUAAACAAGAAUGAUCAGAAUUAUAUGACAGUGAAGUCUAUGAUAGAAUACGAAAAAGAGAAUAAACUCUUGGAAAAAGGAGACUAUACAAAUGGUGCUCGUACCCUGUUGCGGCUACACAGAGGCUUAGAUUUUAUUAGAGAAUUUUUGAGACAGUUAGGUGAACUGUCAGAUAGCGAUAAAACCUCCAGUUGUUGUCAGGAUGCUUACAAUAAGACAUUAGCUAAACAUCAUCCAUGGGUGAUUAGGAAAGCGGCAGUGGUUGCCAUGUAUACCAUGCCUACUAGAGAACUUUUAUUUAAAAAGGUUUGCGGUGCCAACGUCCAAAGAAACGUCGACGUCUUGCCAAAAAUGUUAGAGGUAACUGCUGAUGUGUUCAACCGUACGCAUAAUCUCUAUGAAGUGCAUCAACUUCACAGUUUACCAUAAAGAUAUAUCUAGGGAAUAAUGAAAUGAUAUUGCACUGUUGCUUCUUUAAGCUACAUAAAAAGGCACCGAGACAUUCCGGUUUCAAAAUGUGAUAUACGAUAAUUUCGUACUUGCAAUAAUAAUCUUAUCGGUGUUUUGUGAUACUCAGUUACUUAUUCUAUACACGAUUUUAUAUUUAUUCACCGAAAACGUACAAACCGCACUAGCUUAAGUUCUCUAUAUUUUAUUAUACGUAUUAGUUUUCUCAUCGCAUUUAAUGUCCCGCGGGUAUGGGCUCACGUAUCGAUGAUUCCAAACGUACUAUAUGUUCAUUUUAUAAAUACAGUAUUGUACAAAUAGUAUCAAGAAAGUUUAACAAAAUUA
Messenger RNA from Megachile rotundata (alfalfa leafcutting bee), 1471 nucleotides. Its product is annotated as ceramide-1-phosphate transfer protein. The record is from RefSeq and is a predicted model, not a curated record. Lineage: Eukaryota; Metazoa; Arthropoda; Insecta; Hymenoptera; Megachilidae. Gene Ontology annotation, cellular component: cytosol; cytoplasm; membrane. Gene Ontology annotation, molecular function: ceramide 1-phosphate transfer activity; ceramide 1-phosphate binding. Gene Ontology annotation, biological process: ceramide transport; intermembrane lipid transfer.